This is a messenger RNA of Oryza sativa Japonica Group (Japanese rice), 1994 nucleotides long. RefSeq names its product probable E3 ubiquitin-protein ligase ARI5. The record is from RefSeq and is a predicted model, not a curated record. NCBI's taxonomy places the organism in Eukaryota, Viridiplantae, Streptophyta, Magnoliopsida, Poales, Poaceae. Gene Ontology annotation, biological process: positive regulation of proteasomal ubiquitin-dependent protein catabolic process; protein polyubiquitination; ubiquitin-dependent protein catabolic process. Gene Ontology annotation, molecular function: ubiquitin protein ligase activity; ubiquitin conjugating enzyme binding; zinc ion binding. Gene Ontology annotation, cellular component: cytoplasm; ubiquitin ligase complex.
UCUCAGUAAUGGGCCGGGCUAAGGGCCUAGGCCUUUCCAAUCUUCGGCCACCCAUAACAGCCGCACAGAAACACGCGUGCAAUAUCCGGAAGUACAAUUUAGCUAAGAAGCCGAUUCCGAAUUUAUUUAUUUAAAAAAGGCGAUUCCGAUUUAUUUUAGCAAGCAAUCUUUAAAAACGAAACAGUUUAUUAUCACGAGGCGAUCUCGAUCCGAUAAAGGCUCGCGCGCGAGGCCAAAUUGUGAGGGUUAGGGUUAAUUAAACCCUGGCUGAUCGAUAAUUAAUCCGUCCUCGCCGUCGCCAUCUCGGACAGCUACUAGCAUGGAGUCCGGCUACAGCGACGUCGACGACGACUACUUCGGCGACUCCGACGAGGAUUAUGGCGACGACGGCGAUUACAUGGAUGACGAUGGCGACGACUAUGGUGGGCAGGUGGUCGAGGAAACGGAGGCGCCGGCGAUGGAGAAGACGUACGUUGUUCUAACCGAGGACGACGUACGCGCGCGGCAGGAGGAGGACAUUGCCAAGGUGUGCGAGGUGCUCUCGCUCUCGCCGGGCGCCGCCGCCGUCCUCCUCCGGCUGUACAGGUGGAGGGCCGUCCUGCUCCAGGAGGAGUGGUUCCUGGACGAGCGCCGCAUACGCGACGCCGCCGGCCUCCUGCCGGCGGACGGCGGCGGCGGCGAGGUGCCCGCGCGGGUCAACCGGCGGCGGCUCACCUGCGCCAUCUGCUUCGACGUGUUCGACACCGGCGGGAUGAGGUCGGCGGGGUGCUCCCACUUCUACUGCGUCUCCUGCUGGCGCGGGUACGUCCGCGCGGCGGUGGGCGACGGCGCGCGGUGCCUGUCGCUCCGGUGCCCGGAUCCGUCGUGCCCGGCGGCCGUCGUGCGCGAGCUGGUCGACGCGGUGGCCGACGGCGAGGACAGGGAGCGGUUCGGCUGGUUCGCGCUCCGGUCGUACGUGGAGGAGAGCGCCGGGAUGAGGUGGUGCCCGGGGCCCGGGUGCAGCCGCGCCGUGGAGUUCGUGGGCGGCGGCGACGGCGAGGAGAGCAGCGAGGUGUUCUGCUCGUGCGGGCACGGGCUGUGCUGGCGGUGCGGCGAGGAGGCGCACCGGCCGGUGUCGUGCAAGACGGUGGCGAAGUGGGUGGAGAAGAACAGCUCGGAGUCGGAGACGGCGACGUGGCUGCUCGCCCACACAAAGCACUGCCCCAAGUGCCGGCUGCCGAUCGAGAAGAACCUCGGGUGCAUGCACAUGACAUGCCGGCCGCCGUGCCUCCACGAGUUCUGCUGGAUCUGCCUCAAGCCAUGGCACGGCCACGCGGCGUGCUCCCGGUACCAGCCCAACGGCACGGUGGUGGCGCUGGCCGGCGCCAACGCCGACGACGAGCGGCGGCGGCAGGCCAAGGCGUCCCUGGACAGGUACCUCUACCACUACGAGCGGUGGGACGCCAACCUCAAGUCGCUGCGCGUGGCGCUCCGCGACAUGGAGAGCCUGGAGCGGUCGGAGCUGGAGGCGAUGGCCUCGGCGGCGGGCGUGCCGGCGACGGAGAUGGGCUUCGUGACGGAGGCGUACGAGCAGGUCGGCGAGGGGCGGCGGGUGCUCGGCUGGGCGCACGCCUACGGCUACUACCUCGACCCGGACCGCGACUUCACCAAGCGGCAGCUGUUCGAGUACCUGCAGGAGGACGCCAACGCGUCGCUGGAGCGGCUGCACGGCUGCGCCGAGAGGGAGAGGAGGGAGCUCUUCGCCGCCGGCGCCGACGACAAGGCCGCCGUCGACUUCGACAAGUACAGGGCGUACAGGGAGAAGCUCGCCGGGCUCACCAGGGUGACGCGGCAAUACUUUGGGAACCUCGUCAAAGCGUUCGAGACCGACCUGGCCGAGGUCUCCUCCUCUAGUUAAACACGACUCUUAAUUAAAUCUCUUUGAUUUGAUUGGAAUCACUACCAUGUAGGAGUAUUAUUCAGCAUGGACAUACACAUGCAAUUCGAUUUUUUUA